Drosophila bipectinata is the source of this 1930-nucleotide messenger RNA. RefSeq names its product U3 small nucleolar RNA-associated protein 6 homolog. Gene Ontology annotation, cellular component: small-subunit processome; Pwp2p-containing subcomplex of 90S preribosome. Gene Ontology annotation, biological process: maturation of SSU-rRNA from tricistronic rRNA transcript (SSU-rRNA, 5.8S rRNA, LSU-rRNA). Gene Ontology annotation, molecular function: protein binding; snoRNA binding. NCBI's taxonomy places the organism in Eukaryota, Metazoa, Arthropoda, Insecta, Diptera, Drosophilidae. The record is from RefSeq and is a predicted model, not a curated record.
CGAUAAUCGUUAAUCGUUCUGUUACACGUGAGGCUCGUUUUGAAGUAAACAAUUUUGAAAUAAAAAUAAAGAAAAAUGGGCGAGUUUAUAGCUGAGAUGCAGGAGCGUUUGCUCCCGGAGUACGAGCAAAUGAAGAACUACAACGUAUUCAAACCGGAUCAAAUUAGAGAAAUUGUCCUCCGACGGGAACGUUUUUUCGUGAAAAUUUCUAAGAGCCACCAGACAAUCUCCGACUACCUUGAGUUCGUAUUGUACGAAAAACAAAUGCACCAGACCAUAGUGGAAAAGGAAAAAAAGAUGCACGUAAAGCUAACUGGCCUUAAGAACUCCAUCUCCAUAAGAAUUUUGCGUUUGUAUAGAGAAGCGCUGGGAAAAUUUACCCAUGAUAGGCGCCUCUGGAAGCACUGGAUAAAGUUUAGCAAGAAGAACAACCCUGUCGAGGUGGCUGGCAUCUACGAAAAGAUGCUGUUGUACCAUGGGGACGAACCGGAUGUCUGGGUGGAGGCUGCUGAGUGGCUUUACGAGCAUAAUCGCCUGAACGUCUCCAGGGUUAAGGAUAUACUGCUGCGAGGCCUGCAACGUCAUCCAAGUUCGUCAAAGAUUAACAAGUGUUUCUUUGAUACUGUGCUUAAGGAAGCAGCUUCUGCCAGUAGCGAACGCAAUCUUGCAGAUAAUACGCUUUCAGAGCAAGACGUUAAAAUGGAACAAGUAGAAGCCGUCUAUCGCAACAGCUUGGCGAAUAUUACGGAGCUCGACUAUUUUAUAAGUAUCCUCGAGAGCUGCGAGGAUUACCACGAGAUCACAGGCAAGGUGCAGCGUAUGAUUAUCGAUGACUUGCAGGAGAAGUUUCCCCGCGAACCGGGACUCUGGGAGAUGCUGGCACAGCGCGAGCUGCGUGGCUUCCAUUUGGGCGACUUGGCGGAGGAAGGUCAGGAGUCUAACAGCGCCGAUCCGCCUCCUAGCAAGAGGUCACGUACCGUCAAUGUUCGCUCCAUGAAAAGACGCAUUGAGCUCUGUGUCGCUGUCUACAAGUCGGCCGUGGAGGAGCUACAAACAGCUGAGAUGUGGGACAGAUAUUUAAAUGCCAUGGUAGCUAUGAGCACUGAUGGCAACGUUGAGCGCGUCCUGAAGCAACAGUGCCUGGCAAACGCCUUGCAAGCCGGCCAUCUUUCGGGCAUGAUGAAGGUCAGGCACUAUGCCAUCCUACGGAAAAUGCUGUGCAGUGCUCCCAGUGGUCUGGAGGCGGCAGUCACUAUUAUAACAGAAGCUCUAAAGCACGACUCUUCCGUUGAGAUGCACGAAUUGCUGCUGAUAACUCACAUUCAGAAUGACAGUGAGUCGCUGGUCUACGAACUGUUCCAGAAGAUAAAAAGCAGCAUGGGCGCAGAAGCCUUGCCGCUGUGGAAGACCACGAUUCUGUACUACAGGGCACGUCAAGACAGCCUAGGUGGGCGACGACUGGACGAAAUCUAUGACCAUGCCUGCAAGUCAACCUGGCCGGAAUUCGGAGAGCUUCGGUUCGAUUAUUUGCGAUACUUGUGGCAGGAGCGCUCCGUGGAUGAGGCACGCAAGGAGUACGCCAGGCUCGCCGUUCAGCCGCCGAUGUCGUUGGAUAUGCAUCGUCAAAUGGCCCAGCUGGAGGCUAGUGUGGCAGUUCGCGAUGGUUCAAGCAUCAAAUACUGGCGCAUGUGCUACGAGUUUAUGGCCUGCUAUUUCGGUAAGACCGAGCCGCGCAUUUGGGUGGAGUACCUCACUUUUGAGCGUGAUCACGGCGAGACCAAGAACAUAGCCCUUCUAGCCCAGCGAGCCCUCACCACACUGGAGCCCAAAUACGUACCCGCAUUCGAGUCCGAGAGGGCCCUGUCUUAUGUGGGAGCCUCUGUAGAGGCGUAAUUGGUAGUGACCCAUUUGAAAAGAUUGCGAAAAUUGA